UCCCUCGCUGGAAGUAUGUGGGAAGGAAUAAAGGGAUUCCUUACACAUAACUUAUUUGUGACGAAGCAGAUAAAUGUUUAUUUUUAGAACCGUUUGCCCUUGGAUUGAAUAUGUAUAGCCUUUUCAUUGUCAGUUAUGUAAACUUGGCAUUUGACAGAAGACACUAAAUUCUUCGAUUCUCGUAAACAGUAGAUUUAAGAAAUUACUGGAAAGAAGUACAAUGUCGAAAUACGCCUGGCUUGAUACAAUUGGAGAACCGUGUGGUGAAGAGGAAAUUAUUGGAAAAAUAGGAAAGGAAGUUGAUAAGAAAUUUGGUGGGGGCGGGUUUGGUGAAAGUGGGGGAAAUUCCAAUGGUGGAAAUAAACCAGAAAUGGAACAAGGUUCCUCAGGUGGUCAUGACGUAGGCGAAAAUUGGAAGGAAUUUGCACUAGUUUCUGCAAUGACCACGUUCAGCGGUUCUGUGGGCGAUGCUGUGUUUCAUUAUGCAGAAUUUGGCAACAAUUGGCAACAUAUGAUUCUACGGAUGAAUGUGAGUGAAAACACGAUCCUAUUGGAAAGAGGAGGAGGACCAGAAAAUAACGUCGUUAUUCUCGAUUCCAAUUUGAAGAUAACUAAUUGCAAACUUUCUCGCAAUUGGGUUUGGGUCAAUGUCGAUGGAAAAUCACACAUGCUGAAAUUCCUGGAUUCGGAUAAGGCAUCAACAGCGUUUCAUAUGAUUGAUGGUCUCAUGAGUCUGACAAAACAGUAAUGUGUCCCCCUUAUAUUAUAUAACUCUAUGGUGUCCCCAUACGUUUAUGUAGUUGACUUAUAACCGAAUAAAAGUUCACAAACUCGUAUAUAAACAACUAUAUGAAA
Messenger RNA from Folsomia candida, 855 nucleotides. RefSeq lists its product as uncharacterized. The transcript has 2 exons. The record is from RefSeq and is a predicted model, not a curated record. NCBI's taxonomy places the organism in Eukaryota, Metazoa, Arthropoda, Collembola, Entomobryomorpha, Isotomidae. The coding region runs from base 221 to 748 and encodes 175 amino acids.